UUAGGAUUAUCCCGAUAAAUAAUUGGCUAAUAAGCCAUGUAACUUAACCUACCCUUGACUCUCUGGGCAGCAAGUUAAGAUUCAGUUGUGUAAAUCAAAAACUACGAAAACGUCAUGUGGUGGGUUUUGAAUACUUUGCCCACUGAACCACUAGAACAUUUUUGCUCUGAUUCAUUGGCGGUUUCUCGUACAUGGUUUCAUUAGAAGACAGUUUCGAGUCCAAAAACCCGUACUUCAUCAGAUCAAGCAGUCCCAGUGGGCAAAACACGACCGACCAUUCAUGGUUGUUAAUUUGGUUCUUUCUCAUGAUGCUUCUGCCCUCCUUGUCAGUGACCCCAAGAUCGGAUUUCAAAAUUCAUGAGGUUGCUCAGAAUAGCUUCAGACAUGCCUAUCAACUUUUGAGUUGUAUUUCUGGUCAGAAUCUCAAGAAAAGAAGCAUUGAGGAAAUGAGCCUGAUUGCUGAAGCUGCAGAAAAUGAGUUCAGAAAACUGCUUACUCUCCUUGAGGGAUCAAUGUCAUCACAUUUUAGAAGCAUCAGGAAGGGUCCCUUGCCGAAUUACCGCGGAAUAAACCCUGUUGAGCUGAUGGAUAGUCCAAAUUCUAUGCCCCAAGAUUUUUCAUGCAAUUCAACUCCAGUACCCUGCAUGGUCAGAGAGUUAUUUCCCCUUCAUAGUGAUAAAUCAGUUUCUGAUUUGAUUCAGAGCGACAAUAUCAAAUUGUAUAAACAGAAUAAGGCCCUGCAGCAAUGUUACCCUGAAACCAGUUUUGCUGCGACUAAGUCUAUCAUGGGGCUGAACGAACUCUCCAAACAGCCUGUCCCUUCUUUGAUCAGUAUGGAUGGAAGCAUCAAUAAGCAGACAAUUUACUACUCAUCAUCUGAAGUUUUGGCUUCUAGGAAUGAACCUUCCUUGUUAUCUUCCAUGGGGAAGUUUGGAGUGCAAAGUGAAGCUAGUACAAGAUCCGUAGCCUCAACUGAUGGAUGUCAUUGCUCAAAGAGAAGGAAACUGCGAAUAAAGAGAACUAUAAGAGUUCCGGCAUUAAGCAAUAACCUAGCAGACAUACCUCCCGAUGAUUAUCCCUGGAGGAAAUAUGGGCAGAAGUCCAUAAAGGGAUCUCCGCAUCCUAGGAGCUACUACAAAUGCAGCAGCGUGAGGGGCUGCCCUGCAAGAAAGCAUGUGGAACGAUGCGUGGAGGAUUCUACCAUGUUGGUUGUGACAUACGAAGGGGAGCACAACCACUCGAGAAAUGCUUAUCACUCAAACCCCAUCAGUACGUAGAUUAAAUCUAGAGGAUGCCAACAUUUUCCUGCUAAGUGGAACUGGUUUAAUUUUGCAUCUCUGAAGUUCCUGAUCUGCCCAUUUCCUUGGAAUUGAAAACACGGCCUGCUGGUGGAUGAUCAGAGUAAGCAUUGUCAAAACUUAUACAGCAUGAGCAUGAGUACACAUGACUCCUGAUCAGUGGCUAAGUGCCAUGCAUGGUGAUGGUGUUUGUUUUCCCAAUCUAGUGCUUCCAUAUAAGACA
Molecule: messenger RNA, 1521 nt
Organism: Juglans microcarpa x Juglans regia
Lineage: Eukaryota; Viridiplantae; Streptophyta; Magnoliopsida; Fagales; Juglandaceae
Product: probable WRKY transcription factor 15
Exons: 4
Coding region: 192-1277 (361 amino acids)
Biological process (GO): regulation of DNA-templated transcription
Molecular function (GO): DNA-binding transcription factor activity; sequence-specific DNA binding
Source: RefSeq, a predicted model, not a curated record